CGAGUUAAAUUAUAUAUCUAUAAUUUUUAAAUUACGUGCGAAGAAAUGGGAGGGAGGAAAAUCUGAAAUCAACGGAUUCAGCUGCAGCAGUUUGAAGCUUCUCACCUCAGAAGGUUACAGCCUCUGUGGCGGCAUCGCCAAAUGGUGGACAUCGGUGUGAAAAGCGAAGCUGCCUGGGUUUGCCACACUGAAGGACGUCACUUGACGGACGUCCUGCUUCCUGUUCACAUCAGUGACAAAGAUGAGGAUGAAGAGGAGCUCAGACAGGAGACAAACCAUGGAGGUCCAGUGCUGCUGCAGCAGAUGGAGGAAGGUUCUCCAUGUGUCCUGACGCUCCACUGCAGCUCCUCCUCUGCUGCCAUCAGCCGCCUGCUGGUCAUCAGCGAGGCUCGAACCCUGGAGGUGUACGACCAGACGGGAGAAUACUGCGGCACGGUGAGGGGGGUAAAGGAGGACGGCAUCCAACCAGACAGUGCAGACAGAGGGCCUUUCUAUAGGAAACAGCUGAUCCUUGAGCAUCCAUCCUCAGCCUGUGAAGUGAAGCUGCUCUCUCUGGCUGGUAGAAACAGUGUUUUGGUGUGUCGAGUCGUCGUGGGCCUUCAGUCGCUGCAGCCCGGCCCGGCUCGUGGCCCCGGCAUCGACAUGCAGCAGGUCCAGUGUCUGGUCGAGGAGAUGGGAACGAACCUUUCACCGGGGGCCCAGAACCUCAUGGACAUGGUGCAGUUUCAGCAGAAGAAUCAGACCGGCUCUCUGGGCGGUUUCCUGCCUCUCCUGAUGGGCGGCGGAGGCUUCGCUGCUUUGGCAAGAGGAGUCAACGUGUCGACAGCAGCCGCCAUCAGUCAACCUGCAGACUCCUCGCCCUCAGAUGGCUCCAUCACUCCUGCAAACGGAGCUCCAACACUUCAGAACGGUCGGAUGUCUGAGAGCUCCACCCCCUCCUCGUCUCCAGACCUGCCGCUGCCCAGCGACAACGCGAAUAAUAACAGCGGCGGUGACAACGGCGGCCCGUUUAGCCACGCCCAGCUGGCGGACAUGAUGUCACACUUCCUGACGGGGCAGGGUCACGGCCGGAUGUUGACCUCCGACCCCGAUCUUCUGCCGAUGCUCCAGAGCGUCUGCGGCCAGGUGACCCAGCUGAGGCUGGAUGAUGCCGCAGCGGAGAAGAAGCUGAGAAACGGCAGCUGGGAGUUGGAUGCAGCCAUGGAGCGCCGUCUGGACGAGAUGGAGCGACGGCUGAAGGAGCACAUGGACCGACGGCUGGACGCUCUGGAGCAGAAGCUGGAGAAGGUCCUGCUCAGUGCCUUGCCGCUGGUCGCCCUGAACCACGGGGCCGGAGGAGCAGCGUCCACCGGACCGUCGGAGCAGAUCGCACCAACACCGGCCACGCACUGAGCUCUAAGAUGCUAACCUGCAGCCUGGAGGCCCCGCUGCCUUCGAUCCCACUAACAGAGACACAGCAAUACAACAAAACAGGCUUUGGUUUAAACUCUUAACACCUGAAGUGUCUCAGCAGAUGAGCUCUCCAGCUCACGGUGCAGCCUGUAACGGUUUCUGACCCAAGCAAGUGAAUGUUUUAAAGCCUGAAUGUACAGCAGCAGCACUGUCCUGUCAACGGUUCUCACUACAAAAGCACUGCACUGCAUUUGGGGAAAGUUUGUCUUACAUGAACCAGGAGAAGCCUAAAACAGUCGCAGUCUGCACUGAGAGCAAAAGGAAAUGCUUUAAAUUAUUGCCCUGACAUGAACUUAUGCUCGUUUUUAAUGAUUUACACGUGACACCAGCUGAACGCUCAUUUGUUCCACUUGUAACUGAAAUGUCAACACUCCAGUUAUUCCAGGUGUUGUUCUUCACACUGUGUUCUGUAACUGCACUAAGGCUGCAACUAAUGAUUACUGACCAUCUAAUCGAUUCUGUGAACGGUACAAAUAAUGGAGACCUCAAAUUUUAAGUCUUGUUUGGUCAAAUUGAUGAUUCAAAACCCAAAGUAUUCAGUUUAAAUUCAGAGAAACGCAGCUAAUCCUCACAUAUGAGAGGCUUAAACCAGAGAACUUUGGCAUUUUUGCUUUAAAAUGACUCAAACAAUGCAGCUCUUAUCAAGACUGACGUGGUGUGAAGGGUUCUGGUUAAUCGGGCCUGACCCGUUCGGUUCAGUUUGUCUUGAAACUUGUCCAAAAUCUCCGUAUGAACUCGCAUGCUCCUGCAACAGGGGUGUGAACAGAAGGUGUGACUGUAUUUUAGUAUGGCGCUGUAAUGUUUUAAAUAAUGUACAUGUCUGUAAACUAUUAAGAUUUCCACCUGUGAUGUUGAACUGUACUCACGUAAAUAACAAAUAAAAUAUAUAUUUAUACAGAUGAA
Molecule: messenger RNA, 2355 nt
Organism: Stegastes partitus (bicolor damselfish)
Lineage: Eukaryota; Metazoa; Chordata; Actinopteri; Pomacentridae
Gene: cunh10orf88
Product: chromosome unknown C10orf88 homolog
Exons: 9
Coding region: 142-1392 (416 amino acids)
Source: RefSeq, a predicted model, not a curated record